Molecule: messenger RNA, 2324 nt
Organism: Xenia sp. Carnegie-2017
Lineage: Eukaryota; Metazoa; Cnidaria; Anthozoa; Malacalcyonacea; Xeniidae
Product: calpain-B-like
Exons: 17
Biological process (GO): proteolysis
Cellular component (GO): cytoplasm
Molecular function (GO): calcium ion binding; calcium-dependent cysteine-type endopeptidase activity
Source: RefSeq, a predicted model, not a curated record
AAUCAUUUGAUGCAUAGCAUGUUUGGAAAUUUGUUCCGUAAUUGCCUUGCGUAAACCGAGUUUUUUUGCAGGAAAAUGCCCCACUCCUACGAACAAAUCAAGCUCUCUUGCUUGAGGUCUGGAAGGUUGUACGAAGAUCCAGAUUUCGAAGCCAUUGAUGAUAAUGUUUUUACAAGUCGUCGCCCUCCACGACCUUUUGUAUGGCGUCGUCCAACUGAAAUGGUGCAGAAUCCCGUUCUUGUUGACCAAGGUGCAAGUCGUAUGGAUGUUGCUCAAGGGCGUCUUGGUGAUUGUUGGUUCUUGGCAGGCAUUGCUUCACUUACUCAGCAUCCUAAUUUGUUCCAAAGAGUAUGCCCAACUGAUGAUCAAAGCUUUGAUUCAAAAGACUACUGUGGUGCAUUUCAUUUUAUGUUUUGGCAAGGUGGCGAUUGGAUUGAUGUCAUCAUUGAUGAUCGACUUCCUACCAUCAAUAAUCAACUUGUUUUUGUACAUUCCAAGUCACGAAAUGAGUUCUGGAGUGCACUGAUGGAGAAAGCAUAUGCUAAAUUGUGUGGCUCAUAUGAAGCAUUGAAAGGAGGUCAAACGAGUGAGGCGAUGGAAGAUUUUACUGGUGGAAUGACAGAGUCAUUUGAUUUGGGAUCUAAAGCUCCAAAAGAUCUUUUCAGCAUCAUGUCAAAAGCUCAUGUCAGACAAUCGCUAAUGGGAUGUAGCAUCAAUGCAAAAUCCAACCAAAUUGAAGCCAAAUUGGAUAAUGGCUUGGUGAUGGGCCAUGCCUAUACAGUGACUGGAAUACAUAAGGUGCAAGCUCGAACUAGAUCGGGAAAAGUGGAAGUGGAACUUGUUAGUUAGAAACCCUUGGGGAAAUGGCGAGAAUGGACUGGUGCUUGGGGUGACAAAUCUCCUGAGUGGACUCUUCUCUCUGAGAAAGAAAAGAAAGACAUGGAGUUGACAUUUGAUGACGAUGGAGAAUUCUGGAUGAGUUUCCAUGACUUUGUGAACAAUUUUCAACGGUUGGAAAUUUGCAUGUUGAGUCCUGAUGUAAGUGUUGAGAACUCAAAGAUAACUUGGUCAGCGGACAAGCAUAAAGACAAAUGGCGUUAUGGAAGUACUGCUGGAGGUUGCCGUAACAACCCCAACACCUUUCACCGAAAUCCACAGUUCAGAGUUACUUUGGAAGAUCCGGACGACGACGAUGAUGACGAUUCUUGCACAUUGAUUGUCAGUCUUAUGCAAGUUGGACGUCGUAAACUACGAAGAAAACUUGGCGCCAAUUCUAAUCUUACCAUUGGCUUUGCUAUUUACAAGCUGGAAGAAGAAGACACAAAAAUGGCUCGUCUUGAUAAAGAUUACUUUUUGUAUCAUGCAUCCACUGCACGAUCUAAUACGUUCAUCAAUGCCCGUGAGAUCACAAAUCGUUUUAAACUCAAACCUGGUGUCUACUGUAUUGUUCCAUCCACGUUUGAUGCUAAUGAAGAAGGAGAUUUUCUCGUGAGAUUGUUCUCUGAAAAGGAAAAAAAAACAGGUAUCCAAGACGAGAAAACUCGUAUUACUCGCAAUGUUAAACCCAGGAUUAGUGCAAGUGAAGAUUCUCAAAUGGACAGUAAAUAUCGUUCGUUCUUCGAGAAAGUUUCUGGAUCGGAUGAAAAAAUUGAUGCUUUUGAACUGAAGAAAGUGUUGGAAGCUGCAUUUAGCAAAGAUAUUGGCGACCAAGAUUUCAACAUCGAAACAUGCAGGAGCCUCAUUAGCAUCUACGAUGAUAAUGGUACUGGAAAAUUGGAAUAUGAUGAGUUUAAACAAAUGUUGCUGACAGUGAAGUCGUGCCAUGCCGAGUUUAAGAAAAAUGACAAAGAUAGGAGUGGAUCUCUAGAUUUAUACGAACUUGAAGAUGUGUUGGGAGAGUUAGGCAUAAAAAUGAGCAAACGUUGUUUAACUGCUGUCAUCUGUCGUUACUCGAACAAGAAAGGAACAGUUGAUUUUGACGACUUUCUUCAAAUCUACACCAAAGUUGUUGGCCUAAUUGAUACUUUCCAGAAGUACGCGCCGAAAGGUGGAAGUAAAGCAGUUUUUGAAUUGGAUGAAUUCAUUGAAGGUUCUGUUGGUCUUUAAGAAUGUACGAGGGACCACGUUGAAUACUUUGUCAUCAACAUAAUUAGCUAUAAUGACAAUUUUUCCGUUGGUAUAUGUAGGAUGAAUUAUUGAUUUUUAUAGAUGUGUCAUUUUCUUAGUUAUCACUCAAUUUUAUUUCUAUAAUUUGUCAAUGUUUGUGGGCUUUUCACGUGGAAUUUUUCUUUAUUAAUAUGAUUACAUAUAUGCCGCAGAUACUA